Molecule: messenger RNA, 555 nt
Organism: Thlaspi arvense
Lineage: Eukaryota; Viridiplantae; Streptophyta; Magnoliopsida; Brassicales; Brassicaceae
Source: the annotation of a GenBank genome assembly
AUGGAGGAGACGGGGGAAAUUGAGGUUUGUGUUAAGUCAAAAACAAGUGAAAGCUCGAGCAACAGAAGUGUGGGUGAGGAGGAAACAGAGAAGAGGCCGGCCUCCAACGGGGUCAGGCAUUACGUGAGAUCUAAGGAGCCAAGGCUAAGGUGGACUCCUGAUCUUCAUCGUUGCUUUGUUCAAGCUGUAGAGCGACUCGGUGGCCAUGAGAGAGCAACACCCAAGUUGGUUCUGCAGCUGAUGAAUGUCAAGGGCCUUGCCAUUGCCCACGUGAAGAGCCACUUGCAGAUGUAUCGAAACAAGAUUGAUAAGCACGGUCAAGUGAUAAAUGGUGGAGGGUGUCUAUGCCACAACCCUUGGCAACCCUAUUUAAUGCUCGGUCCAAGGUAUAGAUCUUAUCAUUACAGGGAUAAUUACAUGAAAGCCAGAACAGGAGAAGGCUUUCUUGGUUUAGCAGACAAGAGUUUCGACAAGAGAACCACAAUGAAGAGGAAAGCCCAGAUGGAGAAUGACCUAAUUGACCUUGACCUUGACCUUGAUCUCUCUCUAGCAUGA